AUGAUUUACCUUCUAAAUCAGCGCAGGACAUGAAAACAUUUCCCCUACAGAGAAAAGGGCUGAUGUGCUUCUUGAAGGGAAUCAAGGUGUUCCGCCAUUUUGAAUUCUGACUGGAGCUUAAAAGUUUCCGAACCGGUAGCGACUGCGAGCGUCUGUUAACGCCAAACGUUACCCAUUGUCCGUAACACUUUUAUCUGACCCCUACACACUUAAAACAAACGGCUCUGAACAGGGUUGCCGGGGAAACAAAAGCCCAAGUUACCAUGUGACAAGGUUGGUUCUAUGCAUCAAUAUGCAUGAGAAAACAUUGAAAGCGCUACCGUGAAGUCACCGGUACCGUGUGAUGAAUUUAACAUGAACCUAGCAAAGCGGGAAAGCGGGGCAGGAGUAUUCAAUUUGUGGCAGAAGCUUUCGAAAAGCAAUCUUGGUUUUAUCCUUGUAGUACAGGGUUAGAAUUUUUCUUCAAGUGAUUUGCUGGAGUAAUUUGGGCGAUGCUGCCAUUAAAUCGGUGUUAGAAGUUUUUGGACAUUUGAAAUACGCUUUGUUCUUGAUCGGUAAUUGAAGAUGUCGCCUUGGUCUUGUGUUAUUCUUGCUUUUUUAUUCAUAUUUGCUGCUUGCCGAGCUGAAGCUGCCUUUGACAAAGAUGACAUCUCGUCAGCUGAGCGACUUCUUCGAAAGAUUGUUCCACUGGGCUCCAUGCCUUCCAUGCCGGACGGCUUCCCUUCCUUAUCAGAGCUGAAGACAGACAAGUUUGACUACAGCACCAACAGAGGUAAAGUCACAGUCACUGCAGACCUAGAGGACCCUGUCAGACUUCUGGGUCAAGGAAUGACACUUCAUGACGUGCAAAUGACUUUCAAGUACAACAAGAACAUACCUGGUGGAAGAUGGCGGUUUAACGCUGAGGGAAAGUGGGAACACGGUAACAUGACAGCAACAGUUAAAAUCGAGGAAUCAAAAAUUGGCGACCAUCACACUAUGGUGGCAGCAGCGGACAGACUGAACGUUUACGAAGUGGCAUCUAGCCUAUCAGAGAAGAAAAGCGUGGAGCAUGCUGGGAUGAAUGUGGAUACUCUAAAAGAACUCUCUCUCAAGGACGUUGAGAUGUACUCAGUUUUCAAAGGAAACGAUGAUUAUGUGUUUAUGAUUUCUGGAGACCCUCUACUCGCUGACACGCAUUCGUCAGAUUGUAAGGUGUUUAUACGCAAGAUGCCAGGAAAGAAGAGUGUGUUUUCUGUUUUAAUGGAAUUCCAACACGAUCUGCCCUCGCGCGCACUACUAAAGCUGGUUAGUGACGACCUGUUUAGAAUCCCAUUUAUUAACCACCUCAUUGCCAAAACCAGAGUCUUUCGAAAGACAAGAACAAACUUUGGCUUCGUUGCUUCCACGGGAGAUGUUGACAAGCUCCCACUUAGAUCUUUUGGUGAAGGGAUCCUGGCAGACGAAUUACAGUCCCACAUUUCUAAGGGCUUAACUCUCCUGUUGCCAUUUCGCUUAGGAAGCGAGGACAAGAAACCGGUAAAAGUUGCCGUGGUUGUCAAUCCUCCACUGGUUAAGUUCGUCACCUCACGUCACGAGCAAGUCAGUGUAGCACAGACCCUCAAAGCGCUGUCACCGAGUUCUAGGAUAAAAGUUCUGCCAUACGGUUUUCCAGAGCUGUCCUCUGUAAACAUUAAUCACUUUAGUUACAACAUCGAUCAAGAAACCUUUACUGUUCAUGCCAAAGUGUCUGAAACCUUCGCGGCCAUUCCUGGUCUCUUGAACGUUUCUGAUACCGAUGUCACGUUUCGUCACCGAGUUGGUGACGAGUUUAACACGUGGUCGUUUGAAGGACAUGGGGUUUCGGAGCUGGGAGGGGCAAAAGCAAAUAUCUCUUUGAAAACAGAGGACGAAACUAAGGUGGUUUUCAUCACAGGAAAGGCAGAAAGGAUGUCGGUUAGAUUGCUGGCUAAUCAAUAUGGUCUGUCGUUUAUCCCUGAUGCUGAAAGCGACGCCAUUGUCCAAAAUAGUCAAAUGAGUGACUUUGAUUUCAUCCAACCAAAACUCAAAACAGCCACUUCGGAAAAACAGAAAAAUCGUUACAUUCACAUCUCGGGUCUUGGCAACUUCCCGGGAGUCGACAAAACCACUGAAGCUGAAGCUGUUGUAUACGAAGACAAAGGACAAUUAAAGACCGCUGUUGGUUUUAUCUUUCCGAAGAUACCCAUGCCGUACAUUAUUGAGGCACUGACAGGCUAUGAUGUGGACAAACUGAAAAAAUUAUUAAGAAACAGUUUCAACACGUCUUUGGUUCUAUCAUUGGACGACGAUGAUUCUUUGUUCGAGAAUCCAACACUGUCAGGGCUUUCAUUCGAGCGUGGUAUAUCAAUGGUCGGCCUAUUUCGAAUGCCCGCGGAUUGCCAUCACGAUAAAAUGUGCAAAUCAGCCAAAAGCAUGCUUGAAGGUGAACAGUGGUACCGAAUCCAGGGCCUCGUGAAACGCGAUGGGUUCAAUUUGGCAGGGAUGGUAAAUCGUAACUAUGUCCUAGGUAAUGGUCUUGUGCUUAGGGAUAACAUGUUGCAGUUUACGCUAAACCAGGACGAUUCGUCCUUCACUGUGCAAACUAAGUUAAACUUUCCUAAGGAACCCCUUUCCUUUGUCGGAGAUAUAAAGUUUGACAAUGGGAGUGUAGAGCUGUCCAUGAGGAGCGAAGACCCCAUCUAUCGAUCGUACAAUGGAGGAUAUCUGACGUUUGAUCAGCUGUUACUUAACACAGAAAUUAUGAAGUCCAUUCCUUUACAAAAACUUCCACUAACAGGAAGAAUGACUCUGGGUAAAGUAGGCAGCGGCCAUGAAAUAAUGGCCCCUUGUUCGAUAUCAUAUCGAGCCAUGCAGCCUGACAUUAGCCGUGUUGAGUCCAAACUUUCCCAAGUGACCAUGUACCACAUUGUGGAAGCGAUGGGAAUCAACGCAACACUCCCCUUUCCUCUGGCCUAUGCUCCGUUUAUCGGGGGAUUGGACGUACUGUACGAGCCAGCCUUACACACCAGGACCAAUUUAUCUAUGAAAGGAAGACUUCACAUCUUCGAUCGACACUUUGACUGUGAGAUUAAGAUGAAUGACUCAGAUCACAUUCAUCUGACUACCUCCAACACAAAAUCUCCGUUUGUGUUGUCUAACGGCUUUAUCGUAGUUCAAGAGAGCAAAGAAGAAUCCAAAAGUGGUCCAAGACUCGAUGUGGAAAUUGCUCCUUUCGAUGUCAAAGCCAAACUUGUUGGGUUCGCCAGAGUGCUUGGUACAGGAUCGCCAACAGAAAUAAAGAUUUCUGAUACUGGCACAGAAUUUCCCGUGGAGGGAAAUCUUUUUGACAUUUCAUCAACAGGUUUAUAUAUUUCAUCACCUGAAAUCAUGGGAACUUCAGACUCAACCUCGUUCCAGGCUUAUGGAUGUCUUCCUGGAAUCCACGACAAAGUCCUGAAGGCAGUCGACACCCUCAUUAAGGCUGCCGCCAUAGAAGCAGAUAGUUUCAUUCACCAAGCAACAGAAAAUCUCAAGGAAGCUAAGAAUUACUACCGCAAGGCCACCAAAAAUGAAGAGUUCUAUCGACAGAAACUGGCUGAAGAGGAGACAAUUCUGGAGAAGAGAAAUAGAGAAGUUUGGAUGGCAGAACAGCGAUACAACAGCAGCUGUACAUUGGAUCAGUGCAAAAAGAGCUGCAUUGGAUGCCCAGAUUGGAACAGAUGUUGUGCACGUGACGUGUUUGGUAGCUGUGUUGAAUGUCCAUCUUGGAAUAAGUGCUGCUACAAGACAGGAGAUCCCGUAUGUGUUGCUAAGAAUCACGGUUGUGACCAUAUUAGGAAAGUGGCCAGCGGAAACCUGGAGGACGCAAGAGACAUCUACUUGGAUCAGAAGCGACGAGUAGACAACGUCACCCAGAGUGUAUUUGACUCAGAAUUUUCCAAAGGCAAAACAAAAGCAGUUUUAGAUGCCGCCGGUAAAGCUCUGUCAUUAAUUGACCGGGACUCAACCAUUGGCAUUGAAGCUUCAAAAUCCAUUAAACAUGUUGGUCUUGAAAAUGUGCUCAAGAUACAAAGUAUAUGUUUCCAGGCCCCCGUGGACUCCUUAGCGUCGAGCUGCAUUAACAUGAGUGUGAAUGCUAGCAUCAUGGGCUCAGAUGAGAUCAAAACACUGCCUUUCCACGCAUGUCUAAACAAAGAGCUAGUACCCCGGAUGGCACGUUUCCUGGCAAACUAUCUGUUCCCGGAUAUUGGAAGUGCCAAACAAAAAAGAAGCCUUGUUACUGAAGAGAAGAACUCUUUACCGGAAGGACUUGGAGACGGUGGCAGGCUAACAGCUUUCUUAAGAGGUCGUGGAUUGUUACGGAGGGCGAGAGGAGUGGAGACAGCCGAUGAACGAGAAAAUAUAGAACCUUUCUGGGAUCUUAUUCAACAGCACGAUCCUUUGAAAGAGGUAAAAAAAGCUUCACCUCCGAGUCACCCCAGCAUGGGCAACUUAAAGAGAAAGUGGAAGAUACCAGCUUCAAAGACCGGGAAAUGCAAGAUUUACCACCAGCUGUUGGAUAUCUGCCGAGAUAUGAUGAAAACAGUGAAAAAGAUGUACGGUACAUACAUGUAUGAGCGAUAUCUGUUCGCCAAGGAGAAGGACCGUUUCACGAGAAAACUCAAGCGGGUCAACAAACAGCUGGAGAUCUCAGCUAAGCAGGUUUCUGGCACUGAAGACCAAAUGGAAAGGAUUCAACGAAGUCUUAAUUUUGUCAGCGAUGGUGUACAAAAAUGGAGCAAGAAAUGUGACACUGCACUGAAGCAUCAAGAAACUAUCAGCGUUAAGGCCUGGGUCAAAGCUAUGGAUGGAAGAAUUACAUCUCUGGGCGGAGAGGGAGUGGAGCGAUUCUUAGGAAAUCUAUUCCGCGCGUUUGAUGGGUUAUUUGAGAGUUCAUCCCUCCCUGCAAAGGCAGCUGGGAAGGCCAUAACCAUCAUGCAAAGAGUGCGACGAAUCAAAGCGGCUUUUGACCAAAUCUUCAUGAAGGAUAUCACUUUAGGACGAGCCAAUUACCACGCGGACAGAGUCCUGUAUGACAUAGCAGAAAUAGCUGAUAUCAAAAUUUAUUGCCACAAGAAGAAAUGAGCCAAAUACGAUUAUUAUCAUAUAUAUUUUGUACAAUAUACUGACCAGAUGCUGGACUCAAGUAUCGUCCUAUUUCAGUCACAUAUUCAGUCUUCGUAAUGGGUUUCGAUCGAUUCCAUUGUCACGACAAUAGGGGAGUAUUUGAGUUUCUGGUAGGUAGAUACGAUAAUUUUAGAAGACAAUGGGGAAAAGUGGUUAUCACUUGGUAUUCAGCGAAGACAAGUCUGUUAGUAAUAAACUGACCGUACACUUUGCCACAAUCUGGGAUGCCGGGCUGUCUCAGCUCACAUUAUAGAAUUUUAUUUAUUUAAGAAAAAAAUGUUCAUCUAUUGAUGGCACAACUUCAUGCUGAACAAAAUAAACUAAGGAAAAAUAUAUUUCCUUUUUUCCGCAAGAAUAAAGAAAGUCUUCCUGUUCCUAAUUCUAAGGUGAUUAUUUUAUUUAACACGGAAAUGCUCAGCACUUCUUCAUUCUUUUGAAAUUCAAAGUGACGUCCAAACAUAUCGAUUUCAGUUAUAAAAAAACCUACUGAUAUUUAAGUAGUAAUUUAUUUUUGUUCAUCUGUUUGGAUAUUCUAACGAGAUGAUAUUUGCCAAUUAGAUUAGGAUCACAGUUGGGGUAGUCCAGAAUUUCAUGUCAUUGGUUCAAAAACCGAAUCAAUGAAUUGACAUUUCCAAUGCCCCUCGUUUUUAACGGUGAAAUUCAAAACUAUAAAACACAGUAAACGUAAUUUUAUCGUUAUUAUCAAAAUGUCAGAAAAAUGCAUUUUGAAUUUUGUAGGGAAAAUAUCGAAAUACUGUAUGUUUCUAGUACUAAUAAACGUAUUAUAAGUCUUUUGAA
Messenger RNA from Orbicella faveolata, 5964 nucleotides. RefSeq lists its product as uncharacterized. The record is from RefSeq and is a predicted model, not a curated record. NCBI's taxonomy places the organism in Eukaryota, Metazoa, Cnidaria, Anthozoa, Scleractinia, Merulinidae.